Messenger RNA from Archocentrus centrarchus (flier cichlid), 2408 nucleotides. RefSeq names its product ribonucleoprotein, PTB-binding 1 (gene raver1). Gene Ontology annotation, molecular function: mRNA binding. NCBI's taxonomy places the organism in Eukaryota, Metazoa, Chordata, Actinopteri, Cichliformes, Cichlidae. Gene Ontology annotation, cellular component: nucleus. The record is from RefSeq and is a predicted model, not a curated record.
UGUGUGUAUUGUUUAAACUGCUCAAAUCAGCCAGAGUUUCCAGACCGAAAAAACUUCCAGCACACCGAGUCAUGGCGGCCGCAGUUAAUACAGCUGCCAAUGAUGAACGCACAGACACGGAGCACCGUUUGGCUUCUCGUCCGCUUAAUGAGAAGUACGACUCCGUUGUGGACCAAGAAAACAGGAAUCCCGGGGAUCGCCGGUACCCCGAACUCGUACCGAGCGAAGAGGACACGACACCGGGACGCGAGAGUCAGCGAAGGGUCGACGAGGACUUGACAUCACUGAGCCCCGAAGAGAUCGAGAGCCGCUUAGAGAGAACUCGACGGGAGUUUUACAACAGGAGGAAAAUUAUUAUAAAAAACUUACCCUCCGACAUUAGCAAUCAGGAGGUUCAUGAGCUCUUGGGCAGCUAUGACUUGAAGUACUGCUUUGUUGAUAAGUACAAGGGCACAGCAUUUGUCACACUACUCAAUGGAGAACAGGCACAAAGUGCCAUCAAAGAGUUUCACCAGUAUGUGCUACGGGACCGGGAGAUCUCCGUGCAGCUGCAGCCAACAGACGCUCUGCUGUGCAUCGCCAACCUGCCCCGCGCGUUCACGCAGCAGCAGUUUGAGGAGCUGGUGCGGCCCUUUGGCAACCUGGAGCGCUGCUUCCUGGUGUACAGCGCCACCACAGGGCAUUCCAAGGGCUACGGUUUUGUGGAGUACAUGAAGAAGGACUCGGCGGCCAGGGCCAAGUCGGAGCUCCUGGGGAAGCAGCUGGGCUCCCGCAUGCUUUACGUCCACUGGACUGAGGUGGGCUCCCUGACGUACCUGCUGCUGCACUCCAAAUGCCUGUGCGUGGACCGCCUGCCUCAGAGCCUGCUGACAGCCCAAGACCUCCGCAAUGCCCUUGCUGACACCCACACACCAGUCUUCUGCCAGUUGGCUCAGGGACAAGAUGGAAGUUUCCGGCGUUUUGCAGUGCUGGAGUUUGCCACUGCAGAGAUGGCCGAGGAGGCACAGCGACUCACAGAUGGCAGGCUGCUGGGCGGGACACAUAUCAGGGUGUCCUUCUGUGCCCCGGGUCCUCCUGGAAGAAGCAUGUUGGCUGCUCUGAUUGCUGCACAAACCAUGGCUGUAAACAGAGGUAAAGGACUCCUCCCUGAUCCCACAGCCAUGCAGAUACUCACAGGCCUCAGCAACCCCGCCGCCCUCAAGAUGCUGCUCAACCCACUGACACAGGGACAUAAACAAGGCCUCCUCGGUGCGGCCCCUGCAAUGCCGCCGCUGCUUGCCAAUCCUGCUCUCACGGCCGCCCUGCUCCAGCUUCUCCUUCAGAACCAGGCCAAGGCUCAGCAGCAGCCGGGACUUAUUGGGGAGAAUCCUCUGGCCGCUCUGCCUGUCCAGCAGGGAGUCCAUCUGCUCGGAGACCUGCCCCAAGGUGGUGUCAUUCCUGGAAUGGGUCUUCAGACAGAUCCUCUGCCCCUGAAGCCAGUGCCACGUGGCAGAAGCCUGUCAAGGGAGCAGGAGUCCCCUACAUCAGCUUGUCCCUUCCCUCAGACCUCCUCUCCCACCCUGCCGGGCAUCUCGAUGCCCCUGCUGGGUGGCAUGAUUGGGGCAGAUGGCCACACAGCACAAAGGGUUUCCAUACUUGGAGAUCCUGCAAAAGAUGCAAACCUUCCCCAGAGUCUCUUCCUCAAUGUCAGCAAUGUCUUUUCCUCAGGAGGAAGCUGCAGGCCUCACCCCUACAGGAAGAGGCCUACACUGAGUAACGUGUCCAACCAGAGCAUACAACCACAUUACAACCUGCGUUACCAGGAUUCCUACAGCCCUGAAUACCUUUCUCUCCAUCGGGAUUCCCUGGCGCACUUGUAUGAACAGCAGGAGAAUCUUGAUGCCGGGGCCAUGGCAGGAUUCGGUCAGCAGCCCCCUCAUUGCACUGAAUACAGUGAGCGGUUCCCCCCCUACAGUUACCCUCCAAGCCCACCUCUGUCCUCAUAUUUCAGCUCAGGGUCUGAGAGCUCCUGUAAUGGGAGCCUUCCUACCCCCCAGCUCAACAGGGCUGUGGGAAUGCCUCCUGUGAGCCACACCACCAACUACUCCACAGGUGUGGAGACUGUUAUGAAGACUCCCAUUGGCAGCCAAAAGCGCGUGUUCUCCCGGCUGAUCCCAUCUCCUGAGCCGAGCCCUGAAGGUGGCUAUGUAGGCCAGCAUUCCCAAGGCCUCGGCGGUCACUACGCAGACUCCUACCUGAAGCCGCUGGGGUGUCUGUCUGGCUGCUGAGGUCUGCUGACAUCCUGGGGAGCAGAAGAUGGUUGGUGUGUUUACUUGGUUAUCCUGUGUUGACUUUAUGACUUAGUUCUGUCAUUUGACCUCUUUUAAAGGCCCAGUAUUAUCUGCUGAUUUUUGUACAACUUUUGCAUU